Messenger RNA from Sciurus carolinensis (gray squirrel), 3007 nucleotides. RefSeq names its product sodium/potassium transporting ATPase interacting 1 (gene Nkain1). Gene Ontology annotation, biological process: regulation of sodium ion transport. The transcript has 7 exons. NCBI's taxonomy places the organism in Eukaryota, Metazoa, Chordata, Mammalia, Rodentia, Sciuridae. Bases 568 to 1191 code for a protein of 207 amino acids. The record is from RefSeq and is a predicted model, not a curated record.
GAUUUGUUCAAGGUCACACCGCGAGUGAGCGGCGGAAUCGGGACUCGACCCAGGGCUGUGAGCCGCACUCUCCCCUCUGCCGGCCUCUCCCGCACCUCCCCCUCCCUCCGCGUCUCCCCUCUCCCCCUCCCGCGGCCGCCCCGCCCCGCCCCUCCCCUCUCCUCCCCGCUCGGUGGCGGCGGCGGCGGCAGAGCCACGUGGUGGGCCGGGAAGCGGCGGCCGCCGAGCGCCCGGGCGGCUGCCCCAGCUGGGCAGUGCUGCGCCGCGCCGCGCCCGGUGCCCGCGCCGCCCGCCCUGCGCUCGCCGCCCGCCGCCCGGGGCAGGGGUGAGCCUGACGGCCGGCCGCAGACAAAGGAGGCGCGCCGGCAGACCAGCGCCGGCGGACCAUGGACUCGCAGCGCAGCCGGCCGGCCCCAGCCCUGGGGACCCGGCGCCUCCGGACCCGGCCCUAGGCGCCCGGCCCCGCCGCCCGGGGCGCCAGCGGGAGGCCGCGGAGCCCGCGCGGCGCGAGGAGCGGCGGCCGCGGAGCCAGAGGGGCGCCGGCGGCGGUCGGCGCGGCCCGGAGCCAUGGGCAAGUGCAGCGGGCGCUGCACGCUGGUCGCCUUCUGCUGCCUGCAGCUGGUGGCUGCGCUGCAGCGGCAGAUCUUCGACUUCCUGGGCUACCAGUGGGCUCCCAUCCUGGCCAACUUCCUGCACAUCAUGGCAGUCAUCCUGGGCAUCUUCGGCACCGUGCAGUACCGCUCCCGGUACCUCAUUCUGUAUGCAGCCUGGCUGGUGCUCUGGGUUGGCUGGAACGCGUUCAUCAUCUGCUUCUACCUGGAAGUUGGACAGCUGUCCCAGGACCGGGACUUCAUCAUGACCUUCAACACAUCCCUGCACCGCUCCUGGUGGAUGGAGAAUGGGCCAGGCUGCCUGGUGACCCCUGUUCUGAACUCCCGCCUGGCCCUGGAGGACCACCAUGUCAUCUCUGUCACCGGAUGCCUGCUUGACUACCCCUACAUCGAAGCGCUCAGCAGUGCACUGCAGAUCUUCCUGGCGCUGUUCGGCUUCGUGUUCGCCUGCUACGUGAGCAAAGUGUUCCUGGAGGAGGAGGACAGCUUUGACUUCAUCGGUGGCUUUGACUCCUACGGAUACCAGGCGCCGCAGAAGACGUCGCAUUUACAACUGCAGCCUCUGUACACGUCGGGGUAGCUUCCGCCCUGCGCCCACCCCGGCGCCGCGCCCUUAGCUGCUGGACUGACCCCGGCGGCCGCGAUGGACAGGCGCGCCCCCUGGCGGCUCGCGAACCUACUGCAGCCUGCGCGGCCCCGCCUGGAUCUGCAGCCAGAAGAGUGGACUCGGACUUGGCCCUUCAGCCCCAACUUACGGGGUGGGGCUGGGAGGGGCGGGGCGGGGGAGGGGGGUCGCGGGGUUUGUAUUUUUUUUAUCUCAGCCUUGGAGUGCGCCGGGGCCUUCCUCCCUUCUCCAACCUCUCCCUUUCACCCUUCACCUGGCAUCUUGCCCCUUGUCCGGAGAGAAACAGCAGGACACAGACCCGCCCCAUCUCACCACACGUUCACCAGCCCUGGGGAAAGCUACCGGGAACUAGGAGCAGGAGUCCUGGGUUCCAGUCGUAGCUUGGUCACUGACACCUUGUGUGACAUCUAGCAAAGCCCUUUCUCUCUCUGGGUCUCAGUUUUUUCACCUCCAGUGAUUAAAACGAUCCUUAGCAGAUGGUCUCUUCUUUCUCAUUUGGCUCAAUCCCCUGGACUAGGCUGGGUUUAUAAUUUCCAUUUCGCAGACAUGCUAACCAAGGCCCAGAGAUGUGAAGCGGUUUGCUUGAGGCCACACAGCUAGGUUUUUGGUGGAGCCAGGCCUUGAACAUAGUGUACUUACUCUAGUUUCUGAUUCCAAAACCCAGUGUCUGGUCUGGAUUCUGUUUCCAAGCCUGCCCCCCGGCUCAGAUACUUCACCACACACACAUCUCCACUACUUGCCAGCGCCUCUCUUAAAGCAAUAUACCCAUGUGUUCUCUUGGUGGGAACCUGAAGGACAGAGCCCAAGCCCUGAAUUCAACCUGACCUCCAGGGAAAGCUUCCUAGACUCACCAUCUGCAGACCCUUGGCAAACCUUUGAAGCUCUCUCCUCCAGGAAAGUGGGGUGCAACUCCCUUCCAGGUCACUCAGGCCAGGUCUGCUGCCCCCAUGAGCCCAAUCCCCACCUGUCCCUGAUGGCUAGCUCCAUUCACCUCACCACUUAGAAGAUCUGUGGUUCCAGAGGGAGAGGAUGGGUCAGUGCUGCCCAGACAGUAGUGUUUACAGACCGCGGGCAACCCCUAAAAAGCCCAGAAGGCGCUCCGAAGGGGCAGAAUGGGAGCGUGACUAAUGGGGGGUGGGUCAGGAGGACCAGCACCCACCCCUUCUGGGACAAGUACGAGCAGAGGCAGGAGCUUUUCUUUCCCACCUCCCUCCACACAUGCCCCUGUGCACUGGCUGUGAGUUCACAGAAAAGAGGAUCAGGCUGUUCAUCUAUGAGAUGGAAGCAGACCUGGGCAGGAGGGAGGCCGGGGGACUUGGAGGGAAGCCCAGACGGUGGGGGUGACUUGCACACACCUGAGCCUGUCCAUAGUGCCCACUCCCCUCCUUGAUCUCACUGGGGGGGUGCCCCUGCCCCCCUAGCCCAGCUGCAGUGAUGCACCAAGCACCAACCCCAGCAGUAACUGGCUACCAUAGACACCGAGGUCCCAGAUGGCCAGCCUCGUCAACUAGGGGUACAGCUCAAGAGAGGGACAGUUCCCUUCAACUGAGCUGUUCCCCUGCCAGCGGGUCAGUCCCGCCUGCAGCCCUCACUCCCCGCAUCCCUAGGCCUCUGACGGGUCUAGCCACUGGUGCUUUGAAGCCUUUGUUUUUAUAAGCUGGUUUUUGCAAGGGGACCAGUUUCUCUCCUCAUUGGGACCUUGCAAGGCCAGGAGGGCUCCCCUGGUUUCUGUGCAGGUGGGUUAAUUAAAGAUGGUGUUUUCUUCUCUGUU